Messenger RNA from Cherax quadricarinatus, 2742 nucleotides. RefSeq lists its product as uncharacterized. NCBI's taxonomy places the organism in Eukaryota, Metazoa, Arthropoda, Malacostraca, Decapoda, Parastacidae. The record is from RefSeq and is a predicted model, not a curated record. Gene Ontology annotation, molecular function: RNA binding.
UUUUAAAGCUGUCACAGAGGAGAUAUUAACGAUUUUAACGGGGAAUAAUUUUAGGUUUGUUUUGUCUGUUUUCAUCGAGCGGCGGGUGGAAAGGGACGCCAUUUGCACCCAUCAACAUGGAGAGUAAUGCUAGCGACGAUAAAAGCCAUAACACCAGAGUGUUUUUGGAAAGUCUUCCAAAAGACAUUCGAAAGGACCAAGUGGAUAAAACUUUUUCUCGUUUUGGCAAGAUAGCAAAGGUGUAUCUUAUCUACGAUCCACCGGGUUCGGGCUUUGUGGAAUACUUCGAUGCCCGUGAUGCUGAAUAUGCAGCUAACCAGAUGGAUGGAGCCGAUUUUAUGGGGUCUCGGGUAUCAGCCCGAGUUACAAGAGGAGGGGUAGCCCGUGGUCGCGGCCGUGGCUUUGGUCGAGGUGGUGGUGGCUAUGACAGAGGUGGUAGAGGGGGUGGGGGCUAUUACUCGAGCAGCUACAGCAGCGGCGGCCAGGGCUACUAUCCAAGGGGAAGUGGGGGAUAUAGGGGUGGAUUCUCCAGAGGAGGGGGCUAUAGGGGUUCUGAUAGGGGUGGGGGCUACAAUAGUCGUGGAGGAUAUUCACGUGGAGGAGGUUACUCCAGAGGUGGUGGAGGCUUCUCACGUGGUGGCAACUAUAACCGUGGAGGUGGCUAUUCACGUGGUGGCAGCUACUCCAGAGGGUUCUCUCGUGGAGGCUACAGUGGAGGCUCCAGCAACUACGACAACUACAGUUAUGACAAGUAUGAAAAGUCGUAUGACAAGCCAGCUGAGAACGGCUACUCUCGCUACCCCUCUGGUGACAAGUACAAGUCCCACUAUUCAGAUGACAAGUAUGACAAGUAUGUGAACUACAGCGGGUCGCGCCGGGAGGAGUACCAGCGCAGCCGUUCACCAGUCAGCCAUUCACCUGAUCGAUAUCGUUCUGCCUCUCCGGGCUACCAGCGCACCAGGUCGCGGUCGCCAAUUGGUGGUGGGUAUGGCAGCUCUUCUCGCUACUACCCUGCCUCCUCUCCCCCAUCCAGGGAGGUCAUCCGAACCUCACGCUCUCGUGACUCACGUGGCUAUAGCCCAGACCGGGCUUACUCUCGCAAGGAAUACUCCAGGUAGAAUGAUGUAUGGCAUCAUUCAGAUAUCAACUUGAAUUGAUAACAAAUAUGUUCAUCUUAUGGAGGACGCCGGAGCCCAGUUGAUGGCCACUACUAGAAAACAUUGCAAGUGGGUUUACUUGCAACAGCUAAAUGAUGCUGAGAAAGAGAAGAGGACCUGUAUAACAUACCAGAAAAUUAAUGACUAAUAGGAUUUUAAAGGUUUAUCUCUGUUGUAAAAGUUUUGGAAAAUAAUGUGUAGUGAGUAGCACUUUGGGAAUCUAUGUUAACUCAAUCGGGUUUCACUGAACAUGAGCGUAUUGUUGAUUUAUUUGAAAAAAAUGUAAUGAUGAAAAGUUUUACAGCCUUAUUGUACAUUAUGUGAAAAUUAAAUAAUUAAAGAAAGUAGACGCUAGCAAGAAACUUUCCCGCCCCUGAACGCACAACCUGUACCUAGUAAAAUUUUAUAAUGGAUAAUUAGGAAUAAUUUACAAGUGUUAAGCGCAGACAAGCAAAGACUGCCAAGUAUUAUAAAGUAAUGAACAAUAUGAAGCAGAACAUAAACAAGUUUGGUGUUUCAGGUGAGCACAGGGCUGUUCUGGGUAAGUUGUCAGCUGUGGAACUUUUCUCACCGCAGGCUUGAACCAUUCUCUUGUUAACUUGGUUGGAUCUUAAGAAAUGUAAGGUUGUCUGUAGAGAAUAAUUAUUGCUGAACACAAGAUUUACAAGGGCAUGGAAUCUGCUCUAGGACAUGAGAAUGGUUUAUAGGCUUUUGGAUCCAUUGAAAAUUUUUAAGUAGAUUAACAAUGUGCAUUUUACAGUAAGUUAGUGGUUGAGCAAUGUUGCAUUAAGUUCUAACUGGAUAAGAUAUAGUUUUACAUGUGCUUCUGUAACCUGUUUGCAUUGGAAAGAAAGUCAUGUUGUAUCUGUAAAAUGAAAUUGCAAUGCUCUAAAGUUGAAAUAUUUGCAUUAUCAGUCGAAGCAUAACUUUAUAUACGAAACUUGUUUUACUUUUCUCAUUGUAUCUUUGUGUAGAAAAGGGGAGUUGUGUGGAAGUGAAGCAUUCUCUGUGUAAGAAAAAAUAAAUGCAUAGGCAAGUGUGUGAGUUAAAAGUGUAACCACUUUGUAAUUAUGGAAAGAAAGUGCAACUCGCAUCUGGGUGUUAGUGCCAAUGUAUGGGACACUAGUACAAUAUGGUGACCGUCGGUGCCUAAGAUAAUUGGUUGAAAAGCGGAGUCAAGAAAGAGACUGAUGCAGUACAAGGAAAAUAUAAUCACAAAAAGAAAGAAUAGCUCAGUUUUCACACGUCAUGGCAUCUUAAAAUUGCAAGUUGGUCACGUAAUGGAAAAACAUGGACUGUAUGAAAGGAUCCUGGUGGUGUACACCGAAUUUUGUAUCCAGGUUUACAGUGUAUCUAGCUGGCAAUUUCUACUUUGUACCCUUUACCAUUUUUUAAUGGUAGUGCAGUACAGGUCACAAAGAGAACAAGAAAGAAAAAUUUAAAUUCUAUAUUUAAUUUUUAGACUGUGACAAGCUGUGGUGCUUCUUUAAGGAGGCACACUUUGAUAAUAAACUACUGGUCAUGUUUUGACUGUUUAUAUUUCCACUUUGAAAUUGUACACCUUUAAUAAAUGGUUUAAAAGUCC